Amblyraja radiata (thorny skate) is the source of this 3007-nucleotide messenger RNA. RefSeq lists its product as uncharacterized. The record is from RefSeq and is a predicted model, not a curated record. The transcript is spliced from 10 exons. Gene Ontology annotation, molecular function: protein binding; DNA-binding transcription factor activity, RNA polymerase II-specific; RNA polymerase II cis-regulatory region sequence-specific DNA binding. Gene Ontology annotation, biological process: immune system process; regulation of transcription by RNA polymerase II. Gene Ontology annotation, cellular component: nucleus. The coding region runs from base 48 to 2855 and encodes 935 amino acids. Lineage: Eukaryota; Metazoa; Chordata; Chondrichthyes; Rajiformes; Rajidae.
UGAUGCCUGUCUCCAGGUGAGCUGCUACCUGCCCCGUGACAGAUCUGAUGCAGCAGAGGACAACUAACUCCCUGGAGGCUGGAAGUGACGGCGGCGGGGGCGGGGGCGGGACAUCCGUCGCCCUGAGUCUGACAGGAGGAACCCGGAGCGGGAGAGCAGCGAGUGGCGGGGAAGGGCUAGGGCCAGGCCGGGGCGCUCGGGCCUGUGCGGCCUACAGGAUGGGUUCUCAGAAGCCGUUGCUGUGUCCGUGGCUCAUCAAGCAAGUCGACAGCUGUCAGUACCCUGGCCUCCACUGGGUGAACGAAGGGAAACAACAGUUCAGGAUCCCCUGGAAGCAUUGCUUGAGACAGAACAUUUCUGCUGACGAUACCAAGAUAUUUGAGGCUUGGGCAACAGCAAGUGGCCGCUACAAACCGGGAAUCGAUGUUCCAAACCCUCCCGUGUGGAAGAGAAACUUUCGAAGUGCCUUAGCACGGAAGAAGCAUUUCCGCAGAGUACGCGACAACAGGAGCGACCCCCAUGACCCACACUUGGUCUACGAGAUCCAAAGCACCGACUAUCCCGAGGGGAAUUCGCCGACAUCCUCAACUGACCGGAUACUGAAGCCGGGGGAAGAUGAGGAGGAGGAGGAGGUGUCUGAGGAAGAUAUGGAAGGGGUCUGCGCGGGAUGCCGCCCCUCCCCGCGCAGCGCCUCCAUCACCGCCAUUGUGAAGGUGGAGGAAACGCCGUUGGAGGAACCCGUGAAGCCAGGCGCCAGCGGGCUGCGGGGUGAAAUGGAGCCCGUCGCGCAGGCUGCCUGGAGGGAGAGUCCGCACAGUAGCACGGCGGCGGAGGAUUCGAGGGAGGGCAGCGACAGGGAAAUGUUCAAGAGGAGGCUGGUGCAGAUGCAGGGCCAGAUGCUGGGCUCGCUGUCCAACCUGUCGGUCGGGGUGUGCGAGAUGGGUAGGAGCUUGGAGGCGUCCGUCUCCAACCUGGCACAGGAGAUCCUGUCGGGCCAGGGCAACAUCAGCUCCAGCAUGGAGGCGAUGCGGAGCUCGGUGUCAGCGGGCAACGAGUCCGUAGCACUGCAGCGGCUGAUGGACCGUGUGUCCACCUCCCUGGAGACUCAGGAGGAGGCCAUUCGGGGCCUGCGCGGCUGCGUGGAGAUACAGGGGGGUCCCGGCAGAGCUCUGCUGGCCGUCAGCCGGGAGCGGGCGCUUCUGGCCCGCGAGCAGCGGGACGCUGCAAGGGAGCAUGCGGCAGUCAUGCAGGAGCAGCGGGACGCUGCUAGGGAGCAGGCGGCAGUCGUGCAGGAGCAGCGGGACGCUGCAAGGGAGCAGGCGGCAGUCAUGCAGGAGCAGCGGGACGCUGCAAGGGAGCAGGCGGCAGUCGUGCAGGGGCAGCGGGACGCUGCAAGGGAGCAGGCGGCAGUCCUGCAGGAGCAGCGGGACGCUGCAAGGGAGCAGGCGGCAGUCAUGCAGGAGCAGCGGGACGCCUCGCGGGAGGGGGCGUUGCUGCAGCGGGAGCAUGCGGCUCAGGCCCGCGAGCAGCGGGAUGCCGCAAGAGAGCAUGCGGUGCUUAUGCAGGAGCAGAGGGGCGCUGCAAGGGAGCAGGCGGCAGUCGUGCAGCAGCAGCGGGACGCGGCAAGGGAGCAGGCGGCGCUCAUGCAGGGGCAGCGGGACGCCGCGCGGGAGCAACUCGCAGCACAGUCGGGGCGGCGGAAGCGACAGCCCGCGCAGGAAAGACUCCGCCGCGCCGCCCUCCGACCCCGCCUCUCGUCCUCCCGGGCAAAGCCCCCGGCCUGCCUGGCCGCAGCCGAUGGCAACAAGCUGGAACUGCGGCUGUACCAAGAAGUGAGAGCCAGCACUGAAGAGGAUGAAGACAACGUCAGCUCUGCUGUGGAAGUUGACCAUGCCUCCUUGCCCGCUCCUCCAAACACGGGAACUCUCGAGGUCAGUCUGGAAGGCAUGAAGUUAUUCAACUACUCACCAGGCCAAAGGCUCCUGGAACACGGGAAUUUGUCCACGAAUAUUCCCAACUGUUCUCCAAUCCUAGCUCUGCCUCCAUUCGACCUAAGCCAAGCCAGUGCGAUCGGGGUGGGUAUUCUCGGCACGGCCCCGGACAGUGCUUGGGCAAUGCCCCCACAGAUGGAAGACCCCAACACCGCGAUCCCAAGCACUUCCCAGUUCAAGGCGCAGAUGAAGGAAUACUUUCCCAACAAAGAACUGGUGACAGAGUUUGAGGUGUCGAUCCACUACCGUGGGAGAGUGAUAGCGAAUGAGGUGGUGAAGAACACCAACGGCCUGCGUUUCUCCUACAACUCGCAGUCGGACUUCCCGUACCUGCACGACGUCCGCUUCCCCACCACCGCCUCCACCUUGAUGAGCGACCAGCAGCAGGUCAAGUACACCAACCAGAUGUUGGAACGCAUGGACCAAGGGCUGACGGUGGAGGUGCAGGACAACCUCAUCAUCGCCCGGCGAUACGGCCGCUGCAGGGCCUUCUGGUCAAUGGGGGAUAAUCCCACCGGUCUCGAACCCCAGCAAAUCUCCAACAGGGACGUCACUGUCCUCUACAGCCAGGCAGACUUCAAUAAAGACAUGUGCGCCUUUCUCAAUUCCACCGGUGGUUCCCCACAGUACUCGAUCUGGCUGUGCUUUGGAGAGCUCUGGCCAGAUCCCAACGGCAAACCUUGGAACAAAAAGAUGAUCGUGGUGAAGGUGACUCCGGUGACCUUCAGGCUGCUGCACGAGUUGGCCCACGGAAUUGGCGCCUCGUCUCUGAGGAGCGAGGAGAUGAAUCUACAGUUGUCCGACCACCAGCUGUCCCCCACCAGUUUUCUGUCCAUACUGGAGGAGUUCAUGGACAUCAGCUAGCUGGGUGGUGCCUCCGCUCCCCCCCCCCCACUGCUCCUCUGCCUACCGCAUGCCAUGCCGGAGUUGGUGGAGCCGGUUCAUCACGCAAACUGAACCCCCAUUUCCCACCCGGCUGGUGAGAAUAACAGUGCUUUAAAAAAAAAAUUUGAUAA